Messenger RNA from Oncorhynchus tshawytscha (Chinook salmon), 2435 nucleotides. RefSeq names its product proline dehydrogenase 1, mitochondrial. Lineage: Eukaryota; Metazoa; Chordata; Actinopteri; Salmoniformes; Salmonidae. Gene Ontology annotation, cellular component: mitochondrion. The record is from RefSeq and is a predicted model, not a curated record. Gene Ontology annotation, molecular function: FAD binding; proline dehydrogenase activity. The transcript has 14 exons. Bases 108 to 1952 code for a protein of 614 amino acids.
AUACGUGUGGCAGAUAAAUGCGAAACUAAUUUUAAACAGCCCACAAUCGAUGCUGCGCUCACCUGCUUAGUUAGUUCCGCUGAGACCAACGCAGCACCUCAAAACUCAUGUCUUAUGUCAAAACUGUACCAGCCCUUACUCGGGCAGGCGUGGAUAUAAACGUCAGAAGACUGAAUACCCUUUCUAACCGAAGAGCACAGUCCACUGUCGCCUCAACUCAGGCAGGCCAGGAUGUCACCAACAGAGAGUCCUACUCUUCAAGGAAAAGCAGAAAUGCUUCCUCCUCACCAAAGAUCUCUAUUGACUUUGAGCUGACACAGGAAGCAUACAAGAGUAAAGACAAUUUAGAACUGCUCAGAAGUUUGGUGGUUUUCAAACUGUGCUCCUAUGACCUUUUGGUUGAUAAGAACAAGGAGCUGAUGGAUAUCAGUAAGUUCCUACUGGGAAAGAAGGCAUUUGAGCAGUUUAUGAAGAUGACAUUCUAUGGCCAGUUUGUGGCGGGAGAGGACCACAAGUCCAUCAAGUCUCUGAUUCAAAAGAACAGGGCCUUCGGAGUGGGCUCUGUCCUGGACUACAGUGUAGAGGAGGACCUCACACAAGAGGAUGCAGUGACUAAAGAGAUGGACUCAUGUGUGUCUGCUACAGAGAAAGAAGGCAUGAGCAUGGACCACAGAGAAAAGCAGUAUAAGGCUCACCAACAGUUUGGGGACCGUCGAGGGGGAGUGACCGGCGCCAGGACAUACUUCUACUCUGAUGAGGCCAAAUGUGACCAACACAUGGAGACCUUCCUAAAGUGUAUCAAAGCAUCUGGUGGGAGCUCAGUGGAUGGCUUCUCUGCCAUCAAGAUGACUGCACUGGGACGACCUCAGUUCCUGCUCCAGUUCUCGGAGGUGCUGGUGAAAUGGAAGCGUUUCUUCAGCUUCCUGGCGGCACAGCAGGGGAGAGAUGGCAUGGAGGCUCUGGAGCAGAGGCUAGAGCUGCAGCCACUACAGGAGUUUAUGACCACGUUGGGGGCCACAGGUGACUUCCAUGGCUGGUUCACUGGAGAGAAACAAGGAUCAGGAACCAUUGACAGGCUGGACUGGAACAGCCUGAUCGACGACAGAAUAAAGAUAUCAGAUCUGCUGGUUGUCCCAAAUUUAGAGACUGGUCAGCUGGAGCCCCUGCUCAAUAAGUUCACAGAGGAGGAGGAGAAACAGAUGAAGAGGAUGCUCCAGAGGCUGGACGUACUUGCCAAUCAUGCAGAGGAGCACAGUGUUCGUCUGAUGGUGGAUGCAGAGCAGACCUACUUCCAGCCUGCCAUCAGCACACUGACUGUGGAGAUGCAGAGGAUCUACAAUAGAGGGAAACCUGUCAUCUUCAACACCUACCAGUGCUACCUCAAGGAGGCCUAUGAUAUUGUGACCAUGGAUGUUGAGUUGUCGAGGCGUGAGGGAUGGUUUUUUGGGGCCAAGCUGGUGCGUGGGGCUUAUAUGUACCAGGAGAGGAGCAGAGCGGAGGAGAUCGGAUACGAGGACCCCAUCAACCCUGACUAUGAGACCACUAACAUGAUGUACCACAAGUGUCUAGACUACAUCCUCGAUGAGAUUGUACUGAACAGAAAUGCCAAUGUCAUGGUUGCUUCUCACAAUGAGGACACAGUGAAGCACACCCUCAGGAGGAUGAAUGAGUUGGGCCUGACUCCCACGGAGAACAAGGUGUACUUUGGACAGCUGCUGGGCAUGUGUGACCAAAUCAGCUUCCCAUUGGGCCAGGCAGGUUUCCCGGUCUAUAAAUAUGUUCCAUACGGGCCGGUGAAUGAGGUGAUACCGUACUUAUCCCGUCGUGCCCAGGAGAACAGGGGCUUCAUGAAGGGUUCCCAGAGGGAGAGGGAGCUGCUGUGGAAGGAGCUAAAACGCAGGCUGGCCUCGGGACAGGUCUUCUACAGACCUCAGCCUGAACCGGGUCUAUGAAAUCACAGCUAGCUAGCUGUCUGUCUGUGCUGUGUCAUGACGUUGGCCUCUGAGUAUAGCAACCCCAUGCCCUCUCCCUUCCACCCCCCUUGCCUCCUUCAACUAGGCUGCUGUGGUCAGAGGUCGUAAAUUCCUGAGAAGACCUCAUGGACACACAGUUAUUGAGAGUAGUCUUUCAUGGAGACAAAGGAAAUCCUUCCACCUCACAGAACUCGAGGUACGAACAAAUUUCAUGUUCCGGAGAAAGUGUAAAAGAUCGGUGAAGAAUCCAGCUACGAACUGGUCCGUUUGUCACAACUUGGGAAACUCAUGGGAGACUGUGGCCAUAUUACCAUAACGUUGUUUAUAUGAUAGCCCCAGAUAAAGGGUUUACAUCUAAUUGUUGUAUAAGAUGAAUGAGUGAGUAUGAUACUGUUUACACAAUUUUACAAUGUGAUUUUGGACUGUUUAAUGAAGGAAAACUCAAAAAGGGAAUUGGAUUUG